This is a messenger RNA of Ruditapes philippinarum (Manila clam), 1623 nucleotides long. RefSeq lists its product as uncharacterized. The coding region runs from base 142 to 1386 and encodes 414 amino acids. The transcript has 2 exons. NCBI's taxonomy places the organism in Eukaryota, Metazoa, Mollusca, Bivalvia, Venerida, Veneridae. The record is from RefSeq and is a predicted model, not a curated record.
ACGAGUUCAUGCCAACUCCACCGACUUGUCCAAAGCCGGCAAAGCCCCGGAAACACAACUUGGUGAUCGUUGACCCCGAGAAGAUGUUGAGGGAGAGGAACCUCAUGCGUGGAGAUUUCGCACCAGGUCGCCCACCAGGUCAUGUUCCUGAAAGUUGCCAACAACCGCCUUGCCGCUCAGAUAGCUGCCCCUAUCAAAGGACACCGUACGACGUCUACGCACGAUGCCUAUGAAAGUGAAUGUGGCCCAACCCCUUCUUCCUCAGUGCAUAGUAGCUCUGCAGUGCCAUCCAAACGUAGUGAUCAACGCUACGCUUAUGGACAGAGUGCAGCAGACAACUACCGUGCACAUCCGGAACAAGUUGAUAGCUAUAACCGCGCUCAAGCCGGCCACCAGUCAACAUCGUCGCAUAAUGUUACUGCGGCACCAUCCAAACGUAGUGGUGUACCCCUGUAUAACCAACGCUACGUUUAUAAAAAUGCAGAUUAUUAUGACACAAGUCCGCAACACGCCUAUGAUAACCACUAUGCAGAACAAGCAAGUGCAUUUAUAUAUGAAAACGGACCAUUGCCCCCUCAAGACGCCUUUGAACGGCACUAUGAUGUCCAUAAAACAUCAUCCAGCCCUAUUGAUGUUUCAGCAUCACCCGUACGUAGUGGCGUUACAUUGUACGACCAACGCGUACCAGCAGAAUAUCUUCGCGCGUGUCCACGGAACGAGGAAAGCCAACCAUCUCACCUACGAACGACUGUACCAGACCAGGCUAAGGAAUGGCGCCAGGACCACAACAAUCGUGUCCACAUGGCAAACGAAAGGGUCCAGCAAGAAUAUGUUGACUUGCCACGCUUUGAUUAUUACUAUGAGCCAGAAUCGGUCUCAUCACAGGGUGAGAUCGAUCUUGAUGCAAAACGCCAGCAGAUGCAUGCUAGAAAAUGCAUCGAAAAGCGGAGAAAGGAGGCUCUCCUUAAGAAAGCUGCUGAGCUUCAAGCAGCAAAUCAGGCUGGUACCAACGUUCGAAUGCCCCCUGGAUCAAACCAUGUGUACAAGCCUACUCCACCAACCACACGCUAUCCUGGUGAUGGCAUGACAGGGAAAGAGACCAGCUAUUCUGCUAAAACUGAGAAGCAGCAACUUAUCCCAAGAUGCAUCAAACCCACACACGGACCAACUAUUCGUGUCGAGCCCCAGCUGACCUGGAAUGCAUCCGCAGCCAAGCGAGGUCUUGGAUUCAAAUCCAAGCUCCGACGAGAGCAGGAAGAAGCUGCUAGGCAGAAUAAGACCACGGACAACAAUGACGCCCCAAGGGGAGCCGCUCCAUCCACGCCCCAAUUGUCAGAGGACGCGAGGAGAAGGUGGAGAAAUAAGACCAUCGGCAAUCAACCCUAGAUUUGAAAAACAAAAUAACAUUAUUAACUUUUAUUAAUUAUUAAUUAUUUAUUAAUUUAUUAUUAACAUUAUAAAUUAACAUUAUUUUUUCCCCAAAAUUUCAAAAUAUAUUCAAAAUCCUAUCACUUAAAAAUAUCACAUUUCUUUUUUUAUAUACGCUGAAAAUGUUUCACAAUUUGGCUUCUGAUAAAAAAGAAGAUAUUUUUCUCCACUGCCGUAAAGAUGCUUACAUUUUGA